Messenger RNA from Xyrauchen texanus (razorback sucker), 1162 nucleotides. RefSeq lists its product as uncharacterized. Bases 161 to 1162 code for a protein of 333 amino acids. Lineage: Eukaryota; Metazoa; Chordata; Actinopteri; Cypriniformes; Catostomidae. The record is from RefSeq and is a predicted model, not a curated record. The transcript is spliced from 5 exons.
UUAGCCAACAUCCAAAAAAAAAGCCAAAAAGAGUGUAUUGUCAUUGACAUUUCAUUCUUAUUUAGAACGAUGAAAAUUAUAUUUUUAGAUUUAAUAAAUGUCUAAUUUAUUUAUAUUCUUUGUUUCAGGUUGAAGGACAAAAUACUUGAGUAAAGCCAAGAUGUUUCAUAUUGUUGUGUUUGACAAUACAAAUGAGGUUGAAGUUGUGCCUUCAGUCUGGAUAAAAAAUGGGGAGUGCAUGUGGCCUUCAAAUAAAAUUGAUGUUGCAAAAGCGGUAAAAUUCCAAGAAUGUCCUAGAGAGGGAUGGAAGCCCCAUAAGGCCAGAAUUAUCUUCACGUCACAUGACUACAAUGAAGCUCGUCUCAGACUACCUGAAGCUGUCCUUCACACUGACCUUGGAAGUGAUGGAGGGGAGUCGCCAGUUAAAUGUAAAAGAAGAAGAAUACGCAAGAACAUACUUUUUCCUGGAGAGGAAGACGACGAUGAUGACCAUGAGAUAAAAGGAUCCUCGAAAGUAAAGAAGUCGAGAACUGAUGCAAAACUCCUGCGUCAAACACUCCUAACCUCCACUCAAGUGACCACAGUACUCCUGAACUUCACCCAAGUAACCACAGUACUCCUGAACUCAACCCAAGUAACCACAGUACACCUGAACUCAACCCAAGUAACCACAGUACACCUGAACUCCACCCAAGUAACCACAGUACUCCUGAACUCCACCCAAGUAACCACAGUACACCUGAACUCAACCCAAGUAACCACAGUACACCUGAACUCCACCCAAGUGACCACAGUACUCCUGAACUCCACCCAAGUAACCACAGUACACCUGAACUCAACCCAAGUAACCACAGUACACCUGAACUCAACCCAAGUAACCACAGUACACCUGAACUCCACCCAAGUAAUCACAGUACUCCUAAACUCCACCCAAGUGACUGGAACAGUCCUGACCUCUACCCAAGUGACUGGAACAGUCCUGUCCUCCAUCCAAAAAGCUGGAGCAGUCCUACGCUGCACCAAAGUCAGUACUUCAACACUGGCAAGUUUUCUCCAAGCAGCAGUGAGACCCGUGCACCGAGGCACACCAGCAGUGACACAUGUGCACCGAGGCACACCAGCAGUGAUCACAGUUCUCUUCACAACCUGGAGGAACAACUGA